AUGCCAUCCGCCAUACAAGUGGAAGCCGAGGUGCAGAAACAGGGCUCCUUCGCCAUUAAACACCUAGAGUUGUGGGAUAUGGAUUGGAAUGUCUACGAGGGGGAGGCAAAUUUGGCUGGAGAUGGUGGCUACAACCUUUCCAAGUGCAUGGAGGCGGUGUUUGAUCUGAUCAUCGCCCAUUACUUCAAUCUGUCGAGGGAAAUCGCCGAUGAGGUUUUCAAGAAGUACGGUCUCCUUCUCUCAGAUUGGAUGGCCAAGGAGAGUCCUGCUCUCGUGAGCUUGACUGUCUUGCUCACUAAGCGAUAUUGA
This is a messenger RNA of Linum tenue, 309 nucleotides long. Lineage: Eukaryota; Viridiplantae; Streptophyta; Magnoliopsida; Malpighiales; Linaceae. The record is from the annotation of a GenBank genome assembly.